Jatropha curcas is the source of this 1296-nucleotide messenger RNA. RefSeq names its product B3 domain-containing transcription factor VRN1. Gene Ontology annotation, molecular function: DNA binding. Lineage: Eukaryota; Viridiplantae; Streptophyta; Magnoliopsida; Malpighiales; Euphorbiaceae. The record is from RefSeq and is a predicted model, not a curated record.
CUCAUGAUCGAUUGAAUCACGACCAAUUAGAAAUUCAAGGACAAGUUGAUCAAAGCCGCUGCCGCCACCGCCACCGUCACCGCGCCGCUGCUAAACGCAAGCUUUAACCUUUACGGUAAUGGCAGACUGCCAGCCGCAAUAGCCUGCAUGCUCUUUUAACCUUCCCAAGUAGUAAAAUCGGUUACGUAAUAAUACAAAAAGGUAUUUUGCUCAAUUCUUAUAUAAAUUAAUUUGGUAAAAGGUGGUUUUAUUGUUCAUCGAUGGCUUCUGGCUCCGACAGAGACAACGAACGCUCUUUCUUUAGGCCAAUUACGCCUCACUUUUUCAAGAUUAUUCUUGAUGAUACCAUUCGUGAUGGGAAACUCAUAAUUCCAAGGAAGUUUUUGAGAGAGUAUGGAAAUAAUCUACCAAAUAAAGUAGUCCUUAAGGUCCCAAGUGGAGCAACAUGGCAAAUAGAGUUGAUGAAAUGUGAUGGUGAAAUUUGCUUACAAAAGGGUUGGCAAGAAUUUGUGGAAUACUACUCUAUAGCUUGUGGUCACUUGCUUGUUUUUGAAUAUGAGAAAACUUGUCAUAGUUUCUAUGUACUCAUAUUUGAUAAGAGUGCUUCAGAGAUUGACUAUCCAUUUAGCUUUACCAAUGGUGAUAAUGAACUUAAAGACCCAGAGAUCGGAAAAACUGAAGAGGAAUCACCAUUACCAUUCCUUCAUAUUUCUAAGAAGGUGAAGUUGGAGAAUUCUGAAGAACAAUCUGAAGUAUUUGCAGAAAAGAAAUGCCAUGAAAGCAAGUCUAGUGAAAACCAAAAGGAGAAUGUUGUGCCUCCAAAGAUACAAUCAUUAACAGCUAAAGGAAAAGCCAGUGCUCUUCGUAGAGCUAAGACUAAGUUUAAAUCUAGAAAUCCUUUUUUCAUGGUCGCAAUGCAGCCAUCAUAUGUUCGUGGUAGAUCUAAAAUUACAAUAUCAGCAACGUUUGCUAGGAAAUAUUUCGAGAAAAUGCAAGGAAAGGUCAUCUUGGAAGACGGGAAUGGAAGAGUUUGGUCUGCUAGGCACGUAAGAAGAGGAAAAAAAGCAAGCAUUGAUAAUGGUUGGAGGAAGUUCUCAGAAGACAAUGAAUUGGAAGUUGGUGAUGUUUGUGUCUUUGAAUUGGUUAAUGCUGCUAAAACUAAAUUGAAAGUUACCAUUUUUAGACAUAACAAAGAUACAGAUAGAAAAACACCAGUUGGUGAUGUUGGGUACGUUACAAAAGGUAUGAAUGUUUGCAAAUUUGAGCCCAUUACGUAUAAAAAUUAAAUGGGUGACU